Miscanthus lutarioriparius is the source of this 1527-nucleotide messenger RNA. Lineage: Eukaryota; Viridiplantae; Streptophyta; Magnoliopsida; Poales; Poaceae. The record is from the annotation of a GenBank genome assembly.
AUGCUAAGCACAAGUGCCCUACUCCUCUUCUUGUUCCUCAUCUCUGUGACUAUCCUUGUAUCAUCUCUUAGCCACAAAACUGGAGCGAAAUCGAAGAAGAAGCGCCCCCCUGGCCCAUGGGCCCUCCCCUUCAUCGGAAGCAUCCACCACCUGCUCACCUCACAGCCGCAGGCCACUCUCCGCGACCUCGCCGAGAAAUAUGGCCCGGUGAUGUACCUCCGGCUGGGGCAGACGGACACAGUGGUGGUCUCCUCGCCGGAGGUCGCGCAGGUGGUGCUCCGGGACCAGGACAUCAACUUCGCGUCGCGCCCGCACCUGCUCUCCGUGGAGAUAAUCGGCUAUGGAGGCCACGACUUUGCCUUCGCUCCUUACGGGGCCUACUGGAGGAAGCUGCGCAAGCUGUGCACGAUGGAGCUCCUCAGCACGCGCAAGGUGAAGCAGCUCGCGCCCAUCAGGGACAGCGAGACCAUGUCCCUCGUCAGGGAGAUCCGCCGUUCAUGCGGCGCCGGCGAGCCAUUCAACCUCGGCAGCCUGCUGGUGUCGUGUUCUAACUCCAUCACUGGGCUGGCGACCUUCGGCGAUCGCUUCAGCAGCGAGCACAAGGAGAAAUUCCUGUCAGUGAUGGCCGUCGUACUGAGCGACUGCUCGGGUUUCUGCGUCUCCGACCUCUUCCCGUCCUUGUGGUUCUUGGACGUCGCCACAGGGAUGCGACGCCGGCUGCAGAUGGCGCAUGAGCAGCUCGACCAGGUGUUGGGCCAGAUCAUUGACGCAUGCGAGGCGAGGCGGAAGGUAAAGAAUGCUGAGGACGGAGAUGACAUUCUGAGCAUCAUGCUUAGAAUCAAAGAUGAAGAGGAGUUCGAGUUCCCGUUCAACAUUACACACAUCAAAGCAGUCAUUACUGAUUUAUUCAUAGGAGGCACCGAGACAACUUCAUCUACGGCCGAGUGGGUCAUGUCUGAACUCAUGAGGAACCCGGAAGCAAUGGCAAAGGCGCAAGCAGAGGUGCGGGAAGCACUCAACAACAAGAAUCCAGGCGACCAGGAGUCGCUCCUGGGCGGCCUGAACUACACCGGCAUGGUGAUCAAGGAGACACUGAGGCUGCACCCAUCCAUACCGCUGCUGCUCCCCCGCCUCUGCCGCGAAACCUGCAACGUCGCUGGGUUCGAGGUGUCCAAAGAUACCAGAGUGAUAAUCAACGCGUGGGCUAUGGCCAGAAGCCCCAAGCAUUGGGAUGACCCUGAGGAGUUCAAGCCUGAGAGGUUCCUAGCAACUGCAGCGGAUUACAAGGGAACGCAGCUUGAGUACUUGCCAUUCGGUGGUGGGAGGAGGAUGUGUCCUGGCAUGGGCUUCGGACUGGCGACCCUAGAGCUUAUUGUGGUGCGGCUCCUGUACUACUUUGAUUGGAGCCUUCCGGCUGGAUUCCGGUCUGAGGAGCUUGACAUGGACACCACAGUUGGAGCAACAGCAAGGAGAACAAACCAGCUGCGGCUUGUGGCAACGCCUUACGAGCAUGCUAUGGAAAUUUGA